UGGGAAUGGGCUAGGAGCAAGCCCAGUCGAGAAAAUAUCUGGGGCGGACCGGAAAGGGGCUCGCGAUGGAUGCCAAGGCUACAGCACGUGAUGGCGUCUUCCUUUCUGCCGUGCUGAUUGGGAGUAAAUCUCCUGUGCUAGCCCAGUACAGACUAGUCCCGCUCUGACCUGCGAGCCCGGCUUAGCGUGCCUGCCUCUGCCGAAAGAGACUCCAUUGGACCAAAGCCCAAAGCUUCAGGGCCUGAGGGCCUCAGGGGAAAGUGGAAGUCCAAGUCCACCAACGCUUCACCCACUCACCCCGUUUCCACUCACCCACUCACUGCAUGAGCGCUGCCCUGUGCAGUUACACACAGAGUCAAGAGAAGAAGAGAGGAGAGGAGAGGAGAGGAGAGGAGAGGAGAGGAGCCUGCAGAUGACACAUCUCAGCGGCGAGCUGGAAAUUGUGAGCAGAAGAACCUACAGUACAGGAUCACACUUGACAAGCUGGACCAGCAGCUGCCAACUGCCAACUGCCAACUGCCAACACUGGCACCAGCUACAACUAUGCCACAGGUUUCCAUCACCAAGUACCUCGACAUGUGCUCAGCAGCCCGCGCUAGACACAAGGACAUCAAGCGCCGAGAGCGCAAAGCUGCCAAGAUGCGAGCCCCUCUCACAAGCUUCCAUCUCUUUCCCAAGCUCCCUACUGAGAUCCGCAUGAUGAUCUGGAAACUCUCUCUUGAAGCUCGUACGGUGGAAAUACAGUGGUCCGAAACCCGUGGCUUCUUCACCCGUGUCCCAACACCGAUCGCUUUGAGAGUCUGCAAGGAUUCACGCGAUGCUGUCAAGUCCAAGUAUCCUCUCUGCUUCGGCAAUGUCCUCUACAAGCCCAGUACCGUCUUCAACUUCUCACUUGACACUCUCUACGUUGAUCAAGACCUGCAGCAUCAAGCAUUCUAUUUCCUUGCCAGCCUCAGUGCUGAAGAAGUUGCCAAAAUGCAAUCCCUUGCGGUCGACCAUUUUCUCAAUGAAGAUUUCGACAUUGGUGUGAAGAUAGAAUGGGAUCUGAUUGCUGCGUAUAGGAAGUUGGCGUCCAGUAUGCCUGCUCUUCAGGAAUAUCGUAUCGUCCACAACCUUGCUUACUGCACUGAUGAAGAAUUCUAUGGUGGAAGCGGACCUAUGAUGCUCUAUGAGGAUUGGCCGGAUGGAAUUUGGGAGCAGCAUUGCUGUGAUCCAGAGCUGUACUGCUAUGAAUCCAAAGACUACAUCUGUGAAUGCCACCGAGUGCCAGACGCUACCAGCGAGGUAGCCGGACUCAAAGUACCUAAGAUGGGUGCUAUUUGGGGAUGGCGACCACUCACGGGUUGAAGCAAAGAUUUUCAACUUCAUAACUCCUGGCUUCCGCGAGCACUGCUGAAGGGAAUGGGGCAACCAAUGACCCCCGUACGAAAUGGUUCUAACACUGAUUAUUAAGCCGCAGCGUUGGUUGGUGCCAGGGAUAUGGCCAUGAUUUCAUUAUUUGCUUUGCUUUGCUUCACUUUUAUCAGAUACCCAAUCUUGCUGGUGCGGAGUCUUUAUACUGGAGGAAUGAUUGAUGUCUUACGAAUACCCAGCAGCUGGGCACUAUUGCUUUGCUAGACUAAAUUAUAAUGAUAUAGCUAUACUCACCAAAGAACUACCACAUAUCCUGUGCCUCGCAAAAAUACCAGUGACUUUGCAAGAUUGAUGACUCUCCACCACCAUGACGCGGGCGGGGCAUCCCAACUUAUCCAAGUUUCCCAAUAAACAGCCCGACGUACUCCUCGGACUCUAUACCCCCUUUCAGCUCGUCCUAGUCAUUCCCCAGAAAGACCCAAAAUCCUGAGUCGUUAUCGAAUCUGCAUCUACCAAUUACUAUCCCGUUCCCAUACCAUCACCCAUGUCGCUCCUGCACCCACGAAAUCCAUAUUUUCCGCUCAUGACCAGACGUAGCUAAAAGUCUCCCCUCUUGCCGACUUGUUUCCAAGCACUGCCAUCUCUCAAAUCCUUACCACCACCCAGUGCUCCCUAUUUAGUCAGAUACAAAGCGGCGGCAAUUUGUGAACGCAUCUCCCCAAUGUCGCAACGACCCAACCAGUAGCCGCUGAGCGUCACCCAGGACAGUUACAGUGCCAGCCCCAACCAUACCAGUCAGCCCAUUAUUUCCCCUUCAAGCCUCAACCCCGCUGGACCAGAAAGCACGAAAAGUCUCACCUUUCACAACCUGGCACAUUGCUCGACACGCAUACUUAAACGACACAUUUCUCCAACACCUUCUUACACGGUGUUACCAUUUUCUGAUGAAUGAAUGGUUCUAUUGAUGGGCAUGAGUUGAUCACAUUCAUGGAUCCGGACCACCUUUUGGGCCGCCAUCUCUGAUUUGUUGUCUUUGGGCGAGGGGGGUUGGUAAAGAGAUGAGGAGAAAGAGAUGGGGCUGCUGGUUCAGUAUGACAAUCAAGAUUCAAGUCGUCUCCAUUGACUUCUCAGUCGUGAUGGGCUUUUGUCAAAUGUGUCUCUUAGAACGUGACACGAACAAUUGAGGAGUCAAAUAAUUGUACGUUAGGC
Cadophora gregata is the source of this 2562-nucleotide messenger RNA. RefSeq lists its product as uncharacterized. The coding region runs from base 544 to 1347 and encodes 267 amino acids. NCBI's taxonomy places the organism in Eukaryota, Fungi, Ascomycota, Leotiomycetes, Helotiales, Ploettnerulaceae. The transcript has 2 exons. The record is from RefSeq and is a predicted model, not a curated record.